Molecule: messenger RNA, 2648 nt
Organism: Nymphalis io (European peacock)
Lineage: Eukaryota; Metazoa; Arthropoda; Insecta; Lepidoptera; Nymphalidae
Product: FAST kinase domain-containing protein 3, mitochondrial-like
Exons: 1
Coding region: 87-2021 (644 amino acids)
Source: RefSeq, a predicted model, not a curated record
UGCAUCAAUAAAUAAUGUCGUAGUUACAUUACAUUUUUGUUUCUCUUCUUAGAAUUAUUAUUUGCUUGCUUACAUUUCUAUAAGAAAUGUCAUUUAUUUUGUGGCGAUCGUAUUCAAAAGCAAGAAACAAUGUUUUAUCAUGUGCGAACAAUUGCAAUUCGCUUUCAUCGAUAUACACUUAUUUUACUCGUACGUUUAGUGACGAGAAAUUUUAUGAUCCCGAAUUUAGCAACAGCACGAUUUUAAUUGAGAAUGGAUUCAAUGUACAUGAAUUACCAGUGGUUGUAAGAAAGUUGAAAGAUCUAACUGAUUUAAACGUACCUCCAUCGUCAGAAACUCCACGGGUUUCAAAUGAUUCUCUCGGUUAUCAUCUCAUACAAGAAGAGUUUAAGCAAUGUAUGGAUUUACGUGAAGUUUUUUCUUUAAUAACAAAAUGUACUAAAAUUACUCCAAAUAUUGCACUGGGAGCUAUUGAAAGGAUAUAUGACUUAGAAAAAGAUGGAAAUUUGUAUGUGCCAAAUACUGAAAAUAUUCAUAUUAAUUUUGCUAAAGGUGCUAUAUUAGAAAAAUUGUUAAAAGUUGUUAUGAAAACUGAAGAUACCCAGACAAUACUUAAUGUACUCAGGACAACAUCCAUUGUCAUGGAACCUCAUAAACACAAGUUUUGCGAAGAGUUAUUUUUACGAGUAAUUGACAAUAAGUUAACUUUAGAACAAUUGUGCGACUUUGCAUUGUUCCUUAUUAAAAAUAAUAAUCAACAAAAAUAUUCAGAAACUAUUGAUAAAUUGUGGGUUGGAUUUGUUGAUAAAGAAAAAGAGAUUAAUGAAACUAAUAUUGUCCAUAUAUUUGCAGUUUUGCCAGGAUUAAAAGCCAGCAAAAAGACUAUUGUAGCAUUACUAGAAAAUAAAUUAUCUGAAUUGUGGUGUAAAAUUAAGGUUCCGGCUAUGCAAGAAAUUAUUAAUAUUUUCAUUAAAGAGAAGUACUUUUCACUGCAGUCAUUCCCUGUUUUGGGACAUUGGUUAUAUACUAAUAUUCAUGCUUUAGAUGAUGAUGAAUUAUUAGAUAUUAUUACAAAGUUCACUCGGCUUAAAUACACAGAUCAUCAAGUUGAGGCAGCCGUUGAAAAGUUCUUGAAACAUAAAGGAUCAAAGAUCAAAUCACAGGUUUUGAUAAUUAGUAUUUUGAAUUACUGCAUGCAGUUUCAAUUGUGCAAUAAACAUAUUCUCAAUGUCUGCAGUCAAUAUUUUUUAAAGAAUAUAAAACAGGUGCCAUCCAGUUUUUUAAAGUCUUUUAUAUAUCCAUUUGGAUAUUUAUACUCAAGUCCUAGUCCUGAGUUUUGGAUGUCAGUGGAAGAUGUACUUCUGGAUAAUUGUUACAAAAUUAAUACUGAUGAUCUAAGCUCAAUUAUUCUUUCAUACAUAUAUUGUGGUCAAUACCCAUUAAAGUUGGUAUACAAAAUAUUUAGUCCAGAAUAUGUAGCCAAAGUAAAUAAUAAUGAUGUCUUAAAGAAGCUUCAUUUAAUUGAUACCGCCUUAUCAUUAGAGUGUAAAGAAUAUUCUGGUCCAUUGUUACCCAAAGAUCAAUGGUUUAAACCAGUGUUACAAGACUGUAGAAUAAAAAAUAUUGUACAUAAAAUUAAGGAAAAUAUUUUGUCUGUGAUUAGUGGAUCUAUGGAAUUAUCAACAGCUAUUGUAUUGCCAAACUAUUGUUCUGAUGAAACAUACUUAAUUGAUGUGAUGUUGCACCCAGCUGGAAAAGACAAUAACACUUUUAACUGGAAAUCUCCAACUAUAAGAAAUGGUAGUGUAGCCAUUCUAAUACAUUUGCCUGACCAUUAUUGUUUUGAUUGUGACCAGUUAAUAGGUCCUCAGAACAUGAAGAUAAAGCAAUUAAAAAUAUUGGGUAUCAAAGUAGUAAGUUUGAAAUACACAUUACUUAGUAAGUUUUAUACAUCUCAUGAUACAGUGUCACUUAGGAAAUAUCUCGCUGAUAGAAUAAACAAUGCUGAACCUUGCUCAUAAAAUAAUCUUGAUUAUAAAAUAAGCUAUAUAUGUAAGUGAACAGGGAUUAUAUAAAAUGAUAUGUUUAUAUAAUUAUACAAAAUACAUUUAAGAUGAUUACUAUUAUAUGUUCAUGUUACACUAAUUAUGUUAUGUUUCAUAAGAUAAACUAAGGUUCACAUAAUAAGUGUCAAUUUUGCUCUUUUAAUGUAAUUCUAACAUUAGAAUUAAGUGUAAAGGCAACAGAUAUUAAUAAUAUGAAUUUUAUCCAUGAAAAAUGUAAUUUUAAGUUAUUUACAAAUAUGCUUCUUAUUCUAAACUGCAUGUCACUAUGUAUAAACAGAUACAUUGAAUAACAAACAAACAUUUGUGACAAGUGAAUCAAACAUGGUCUACAGACCUCUGGCCUGCCAAAUAAUUAUAUUGUCUAUUUUGAUAAUUAUUAUUUUUAAAAUGGAUAACUGUAUAGCUAUCCCACUAUUUUUUACUAAUUCUUGAAUUUGUAUAUUUAGGGUUAAAAAUAUAUUUCAUUUUAUAUUGUUAGAAAAAUCAGUUAAAACUAAAAAUUUCACUAAUUUAAAUUGAUAGGAUAUUUGUAAGAUUGUAUUUUUAAAUUAUUGUACAAUAUAUAUAUAUAUAUAUAUAUAU